Messenger RNA from Metopolophium dirhodum (rose-grain aphid), 1620 nucleotides. Its product is annotated as protein HGH1 homolog. NCBI's taxonomy places the organism in Eukaryota, Metazoa, Arthropoda, Insecta, Hemiptera, Aphididae. The record is from RefSeq and is a predicted model, not a curated record. Bases 340 to 1440 code for a protein of 366 amino acids. The transcript has 7 exons.
UUCACAAUUAAUGCUAACUGCGAAGUCGGUGUGCCCCGUCCCGGCGUGGUUGGUGGUCGCUUACAACGUCUUGCGAGUUAUUGCUUAUUACUUAUUACUUAUUAUCUAUAUUCUAAUAUUCUAUGAAAGUUACAACCAACAGGUUUCGGUUCGCGUCGUAUUUUUAUUUUUUAAUUCCGUCGGUUAAUUUACCUGGACGAUAAUUAUUCUGAUGUCUAAAAAUCAUAGGUUUCAAUCUGACAGUCUCUAGCCAGUGCACCUGUAAAUUGUGUUUCGGUUACCUAUUUUGAUUUGACACCAACUAAAGAUCUAUUAUUUUAUUUGAAAGCACCAUCGGUCAUGGAUUCAGAGAUACCACAUCAUUUAUUGCUCGUUAUGGUCCACUCGUUGGUGGUGGAUGGUGGUGAUCCCAAAUUAAAAAGUGACAUUCUACAACAUCUACUGGUGCUGACGGCUGACAAACACAAAGAAAACAAAGUGAUUGUCGAUAAUAUGGACGAAUUGCUUAGAGGUCUAUUCAAAGUUUUGGAAACCGAUAAGGUCAAUGCCAAUGCAGCCUGUUUGUGUUUAGUCAAUAUUUCGUCAAAAGAAAAUGGUCUGAAAAAAAUAAUGUCAUUUUUAAACAGUAACAUCAGUUCAAAUGACUUGGGAAUCAUAUCAAAAACAAUACGAUAUAUUGAUCAAAAAACACCAGAGAUUGCAAGUUCAGUACUGAAGCUGUUGUGCAACCUAACCCGUGAAAAAAAUCAUGCCAUUCAAGUGUAUGAAGCAUUUGGAGAUCAAACUACAACAUUAGAAUCGUUAAUGAAGUUGUUCAUCACCCGAGAUGUACAACAUGAAACAAAUUAUGAUUAUAUUUCAUAUUUAUUAUCCAAUUUAUGCCAGUUACAUGAAGUAAGAAUGUGGUUAAUGAAUAGUGAUAAUUUGCAAAAAUUAUUUCCAUUUUUAAAUUUAAACAACUCACUUCGAAGAGCUGGUGUUAUCAUGACUUUAAAAAACUGUUGCUUUGAAUUAGAAAAGCAUGAAUGGUUAUUAAGCGAAGAUCUAGAUUUGUUACCUCGCCUUCUUUUACCACUAGCUGGCCCUGAGCAGUUUGAUGAAGAGGAUAAUGAAAAACUACCAUUGGAUUUGCAAUAUCUUCCUGAUGAUAAAGAACGUGAACCAGAUUCAGAUAUACGCCUGGCACUGUUACAAGCUUUGACUCAGUUGAGUGCUAAAAGAGAUUGCAGAGAAAUAAUCAGAGAUCAAGGAACUUAUCUUAUUUUAAGGGAAUUUCACAAAUGGGAACCCAAUAUGGAGUUGAAAUUAGUAUGUGAAAAUCUAGUGGACAUUUUAAUCAAGACUGAAGAUGAAAUAGGAACAGAUAAUUUCCACGACUUAGAUGUACCAGAAGAUUUAAUAGACAAAUUUAAAAAAAUGGAUGAAGCUUAUCUAAGUUGACAUUAAUUCCAACAUAAUUUCCAUACUGUGUUAAUAUUUUUUAUUUUCUGGAUGUAUGUAUUUGGUUUUAUGUAAUAAUAACAUAAUAUUUCUUAUUUUAUUUUUUAAGUUUUUGAUUACUUAAAUAAUUAAUACUGGACACUAUAUUGGAUUUUAUAAUAAAUAAAUCUUGAACCAAAA